AUGGGGAGGGAGCCGCGCAUCAACACGGCGCCCCGCGGCAACCGCGCACCGCUCCUUGAUCACGGGGAAACGGCGAGGGUUCCCUCCGACCUCGAGGAGGGCAGCAAUGUCCAGGCGGCGAAUGUGGGGUUCUGCCGGGUCAUCAAACUGGCAAAGCCGGACGCGUGGAAGCUCAUCUUUGCCACCACCGCGCUCAUCAUCGCCUCCCUCAGUAACCUCCUCGUUCCCAAAUAUGGCGGCAAGAUAAUCGAUAUUGUGUCAAGAGAUGUUCGGCUGCCAGAAGAUAGGGCUCAAGCCUUGGCGGAUGUGAAUGGCACCAUAUUGUACAUUGUGCUAAUAGUUGUAACCGGGUCAGCUUGCACAGCUCUUCGGGCAUGGGUGUUCAAUUCUGCUAGCGAGAGAGUUGUGGCUCGACUAAGACAUGACUUGUUCAGUCAUCUGAUAAACCAGUUAGCACACGUGUCUUGUGUGCCUCCACAGGAGAUAGCAUUUUUUGAUGUGACCAGAACAGGGGAGCUCUUAAGCAGGCUUUCUGAAGACACCCAAAUCAUAAAGAAUGCCGCUACGACAAACCUUUCGGAAGCGCUGCGUAAUCUGACUACCACGGCUAUUGGUCUUGCCUUCAUGUUCUCAACUUCAUGGAAGCUAACAUUGUUGUCACUUGCAAUUGUUCCGGUGAUAUCGGCUGUCGUGCGUAAAUUCGGGCGUUUUCUUCGUGAGCUUUCACAUCAGACACAAGCUGCAGCUGCUGUAGCUUCAUCCAUAGCCGAGGAAUCCUUUGGUGCCAUCCGCACAGUAAGAGCCUUUGCUCAGGAGCCUCAUGAGAUUUCACGAUAUAGCGGAAAAGUAAACGAGACACUGAAACUUGGACUCAAGCAAGCUAGAGUUGUUGGACUAUUUGCCGGAGGGCUCAAUGCUGCAUCGACCCUGUCGGUUGUUGUUGUUGUUAUUUAUGGAGCUAAAUUAACCAUCAAUGGUUACAUGACAACCGGUGCUCUUACGUCAUUCAUCUUAUACAGCCUUACAGUUGGCUCGUCGGUCUCUGCCUUGUCAGGAUUAUACACAACUGUAAUGAAAGCAUCAGGUUCAAGCCGUAGAGUUUUCCAGCUUCUUGACCGUAUUUCCUCGAUGAAGAACUCUGGGGACAAAUGUCCAAAAAAUGAAAAUGACGGGGAAGUUGAGUUAGAUGAUGUCUGGUUUGCAUAUCCUUCUCGUCCUUCUCAUCUGAUUCUCAAGGGAAUCACAUUGAAGCUAGCACCAGGUUCAAAGAUUGCACUUGUUGGACCAAGUGGUGGUGGAAAAACCACAAUAGCGAAUUUGAUCGAAAGGUUUUAUGAUCCUAUAAAGGGAAGGAUCUUGCUAAAUGGAGUGCCUCUGGUAGAAAUUUCACAUCAGUAUCUCCAUCAAAUGGUAAGCAUAGUUAGCCAGGAGCCUACACUCUUCAACUGCUCCAUUGAAGAGAACAUUGCUUAUGGAUUGGAGGGCAAAGCGAGCUCCACCGACGUCGAGAACGCAGCUAAAAUGGCGAACGCGCAUGACUUCAUAUGCGGCUUCCCGGACCAGUACAAGACGAUCGUCGGAGAGCGCGGCAUCAGGUUUUCCGGCGGGCAGAAGCAGCGGGUCGCCAUCGCGAGAGCUCUGCUGAUGAACCCGCGGGUGCUCCUCCUGGACGAAGCCACCAGCGCCCUGGACGCCGAGAGCGAGCACCUUGUUCAGGACGCAAUGGAAUCCUUGAUGAAAGGGAGGACGGUCCUCGUGAUAGCUCACCGGCUCUCCACCGUGAAGACCGCCGACACGGUCGCCGUCGUCUCCGAGGGCCAGAUCGUGGAGAGCGGCACGCACGACGAGCUCCUCGACCGCGACGGCAUCUACACAGCCCUGGUGAAGAGGCAGCUGCAGUUGCCCAAGUUCGAAGGGACCGCCGACGGGACAGCUGAAGUUGAACCUGUUAAUGGCCACUAG
Molecule: messenger RNA, 1962 nt
Organism: Triticum turgidum subsp. durum (durum wheat)
Lineage: Eukaryota; Viridiplantae; Streptophyta; Magnoliopsida; Poales; Poaceae
Source: the annotation of a GenBank genome assembly